AUGGUUCAGGCAGAUCAAGAUCAACUGGCACCUAUGGAUCUUGAAGAAGAGAGAUUUUUCAAAUCUCAGCAGCGUACAUCUUACGAUGAUUGUUUGAAAUUCAACCAUUGUGGUCGAUACGGUUAUUGCAGGGAAGACUUGGCUGAUGAAUCGCCUUGUGACUGCAAGUUUUGGUGGAGUGGAAAAUACUGUGAUAUCCAGACCAGUAGCGGCAAACAGGUUAUUGCAUUUGGCGUGAUGUUAGCCUUCCUGAUGGCACUUUUCUAUGGGUUGAAGUUAUUUCAUUACAGCAUUAAAAAGCGCACAACGCCUUCAACAGACGAAGUGAACCAAAAUAUUCCGAUAAUCGUUGAAGAUUCUGUGAUCACUCGAUCUACAUUAACGAACCAAUCUCGAUCAUUUGGCUCACGAAUCAUUGUUAUUGGUACGAUUCUACUAGGUACUGGUACGCUUAUUAUUAAAUGGAUCCUCUUAAAGUCGAUUCAUCAUGAAGCUGUUAAUAAAUUUGAACAUGGAAAAACUUUGCUUUUCGAAAAACAUUCUUUAUGUUCUAAAAUUAUUUUUGAUAGUCAAUUUAAUAUUACAUUUCCCGUCGCUUGUUUAUUAAUUAUAAUAUUUGCCAUCACAACAAAACGGGUAGCACUGCAAAGAGACAAAUGUAAUGGAUAUUUUGCUCUACCAAUACCUGUCGAUUUCUUUUCUCAUGUCAAACCAAGAUUUACUGCAGUGAUGUUCGCAAUUUUCGCCGAUGAAUUAUUAGACAUUGCUUAUGAAUUGUUAAGUGCUCGCUUUAAUCCACUAGAAGAUGAAGGUGUCAUAGUGGAGUAUGUUCUCGAUAUAAUAAAAGUAUUUGUCAUCGGCUGUCGAUGCUAUCCACUUCUGGCCGCCAAUUACAUUCACACUCGAUUAAGUUUAGCAUGCGCUACUUUAUAUGCAUGGCUUCUCUUCGGUGUUACCAUCAUUGAUAACAAUUUAUGCCGCAAUGAUUAUUAUUCUACCGAUGAUGAUGCAGUACAAAAUAAUAUUGCGCUUUACCUAAAUUACUAUGGUACUGGUUCAAAGUUACUUUCUUUCCAAGUCUGUGCCGAUAUUCCUCGUUAUUUACUGCUUGCCUACGUCAGCAUUAAACUGCCUGUAUUAUUUUUCAAACAACUUUACCGCAAAGAUGUUAGAAACAAACAAUUAAGCAGCGAGCAAAAAAUUCUUCUACACUCAUCAUUACCUUAUUCAACGGAAUCACAAUAUAUAAAAAACUUAUCUAGAAGUCAAAAUGAAAAUCGACCAAGCAACCGAUUUACAAUGAACAUUCGACGCAUUUAUACGUGGCGAAAUGAUUUUCGAUUUUCAUCGCGUAUCCUUUGCGUUUAUGCAGCAAUCUUUCUUCUACUUUUCUUCUUGACUAUGGAGGCAUGCUUUCGAGCCUCUCCGUGGGUCCAUGAACUACGGAAACGGGUCCAACAUUUAGUCGACUCCAUAAACAGUUCUACGAAAUCAGUAAAUUAUUAUUCGACGCAGAGUAAUGAAGAUUCUCCUACCUUUACCAUUCCACAGUUUAUUCGGCCUUUUAUAAUUGCCAUUUCAGCUGCUCUCUUUGCUACUGUUGUACAGCUACUCAUCUUGCUUGCGUCUAUUCGUCGAAACUUACUGCAGACGUUUCGAGGAGAUGACUGUGAGAUUCCGCGAGCUUUGCCUGAGAAUAAUAUUGAUCAUGGUAUUGAAAAUUUUCAUUUUGCUGGUACCCUCAUUGGUUAUGUUUUGUGGAAUUAUGUGCUUGUAGCUCAGUUGAUUUUGAUUAUUACAUUUCUAGUUGAAGUGUACAUUACAUAUGGCAGCAUGAGGUUUAUCGAAUUUAUCCUUAAGAUGGUCAUUCCUAUAUCGCUUUUGAUUGUUUUUAAAAUCUAUUUGGACAGAAUGUUGUCUCGAUACGUAUUUCUUCAACGUGCAGGUGAUGUAUUAUCAAUCAAUAAUCGACGUAUGCUGAUGAUUUUUCUAUACUUUAAUUUGUUUUUUGAUGCUUUUCUUGCUUCUAUUACGGCAACACUUCGUAUUGUAAAAAGUGCUAUCGGCGGAACAAUUUACAUGUGUCGACUCGAUUACUCUCCGUUAGGUCGAAAACUUGAAAAGCUAGAUGAUGGCUUUAGUACAUAUUGUGGAUUUAUUCAUAUGGAAUGUGCUCACCGACAUCCCAUUUUACUUUGUUUUGCUAGUCACCUUCUCCGAUACACAGUCGAUCCUGUAUCAACAACAAAACUAUCCAAGUCAAAACGUAAAUGGCAUCUUGCCUUGUUUUUAGUUAAGAAUCCAGCAUUCAUUUACCAACGUAAAGCAUUUCUUGCUCGUCUAAAACCGGAUGAAAGAAACGUGAUAUUACGUGGAAAAGGACAUAUGCGAAGAUCAUACAUUGACCGACUGUCUUCUGGAGCUCCUUAG
Molecule: messenger RNA, 2430 nt
Organism: Adineta ricciae
Lineage: Eukaryota; Metazoa; Rotifera; Eurotatoria; Adinetida; Adinetidae
Source: the annotation of a GenBank genome assembly